Medicago truncatula (barrel medic) is the source of this 760-nucleotide messenger RNA. Its product is annotated as 54S ribosomal protein L17, mitochondrial. Gene Ontology annotation, cellular component: mitochondrial large ribosomal subunit. NCBI's taxonomy places the organism in Eukaryota, Viridiplantae, Streptophyta, Magnoliopsida, Fabales, Fabaceae. Gene Ontology annotation, molecular function: structural constituent of ribosome. The transcript has 7 exons. The coding region runs from base 1 to 720 and encodes 239 amino acids. The record is from RefSeq and is a predicted model, not a curated record.
AUGGAUGUAGUGUGUGCAAUCUCCCUCUUUUUUCUCUCCAUUGGGUUUGUUUUACUUCGUAUGUCACUGGUUCGUCCUCUCUUCACAAGGCGAGGCUCUCAGAAAAUGGUUGCCUCUGUGCUCUUUGAGAGAUUGCCUGUGGUCAUUCCCAAAAUUGAUCCUAUUGUUUAUGCAUUUCAGUUUCAAUGGCGACAACAAUAUCAACGUAGAUAUCCUGAUGAAUUUCUUGACAGAUCUGAUGCAAGGGGGAAAGGUGAUUAUCAGAUUGACUAUGUACCAGCACCACGAGUCACUGAAGCAGACAAAAGCAAUGAUCAAAGGUCACUGCAAAGAGCUCUUGACAGAAGACUCUACCUUCUUCUCUAUGGAGAUACCUAUGGGGCUCCGAGCGGGAAACCUGUGUGGCAUUUUCCAGAGAAACCUUAUGAAUCAGAGGAAACCAUGCGUAAGUGUGCUGAGUCUGCAUUGAAAUCAGUCAUAGGAGAUCUCUCCAAUACCUUUUUGGUUGGAAAUGCUCCAAUGGCCCAUAUGGUUGUUCAGCCUAAUGAAGACCAUUCAGGAUCCUCAUCUUUUAAGAAAUUCUUCUUCAAGUCCCAAGUAAUUGCUAAAAACAAGUUUGACUUUAGAAAAUGCGAGGAUUUUGUUUGGGUGACAAAGGAUGAAUUGAUGGAGUAUUUUCCCGAGCAGGCAGACUUUUUUAACAAAAUUAUCAUUGGCUGAUGACGGCUGUUUGGUUAAAUGUAUUUCAAAUGAGUUUAUU